Molecule: messenger RNA, 1437 nt
Organism: Medioppia subpectinata
Lineage: Eukaryota; Metazoa; Arthropoda; Arachnida; Sarcoptiformes; Oppiidae
Source: the annotation of a GenBank genome assembly
AUUCAAACCGUUGAUAAUUUGUGAGAUAAGCAAAUUUUUCACUGAUUAGACGUUGAAUGCAAACAACUUGUGAUUUUCUGACUAUUCACUGACUGCCUAUAAAUCAAUCAUUUCAUAAAUCCUUACAAUAUUUUCCAAUUGGGACUCAAUUUAUUGAUCAUUUGUAGCCAUUGUUUGAGGCAUUAAGACAUUAAAUGGAAAGACGUGUUGGUGUCGAACAUUUAGAUCUGUUUUUGAGUGAUUCUAAUCUCGAAGAAGGUAUCACUCAAGUGGUAAAGUCUGUGAGACCCGAGUGGCCGGAGAUUAACAUUAAGCUUAAAGUGUUUACGGAUGGCAUCACUAAUCGAUUAAUUGGUGUCUAUUUGGAGAAGAAUCCAAACGAUAUGGUUUUGAUCCGCGUUUACGGCGAGAAGACGGAACUGUUUAUCGAUCGAAAACAAGAGCUGAGAAAUAUGCGGACAAUGUAUAAGUCGGGACUCAUUCCUCCGUUUUACUGUUCAUUUAAUAAUGGCAUUUGUUAUGGAUAUUCGCCGGGAGUAGUCCUCGACGAAGACAUGGUUAGGGAUCCAAUCAUCUCUUCACUCAUCAGCGAAAUGAUGGCCCGAAUGCACACAAUUAAGCCACAAGUGAGCCGAUGCCACGAAGCGAAGGACUGCGCCCACGAACCCGAACCCUCGCUCUUCAGAGGUCUGCGAAAAUUUCUAGACUUAAUCCCCUGUGCCUUAAGAGACACACAACAGGAUAAACGUUUCAAAAAGUUUAUCCCAAAGAAAGAGAAUCUUCUAUUGGAAGUGAAUUUCCUUGAGAACAGUCUGCGAAAGCUGUCGUCUCCGAUAGUGUUCAGUCACAAUGACUUACUGCUGAAGAAUAUAGUGUUCAGCGCCGAGAAGAGAGCCGUCACUUUCAUAGACUUCGAAUACGCCGAUUACAACUACCAGGCCUUCGACAUCGCCAACCAUUUCUGUGAGUUCGCAGGCGUCGACACAUUCAAUCCGAGCCUCUAUCCCAACAAAGAGUUUCAGUUCCGAUGGCUUCGCCACUAUCUGGAGGCGUGGUUUGCGCUGAAGACCCGCUCACUUGUGGCCAACUCUAUAGAGAGACCGUCCAUUGACAAGGAGGUGGAGACUCUGUACCAUCAGGUGAACCAAUUCGCGAUGGCGUCCCACAUGUGUUGGGGUCUGUGGGCCAUCGUUCAGGCCGAACACUCCACCAUUCAUUUCGAUUAUUUGGGUUAUUCUAUACAACGGCUCAGAGAGUACUAUAAACUUAAAGAUGAGUUCCUUAUAAACGAUGAUAUCUAUCAUUGAGUUCGAGACCAAAGGUUUACAAUAGUUAUCGAUAUUCUCUAUAAGAAUGUCAUAUAAAUUGUAUAUUUAGUUAUUUUUCAUUCCAUAUUAAUUGAAAACAAAGUUGUGUUCAUUUAAUUUUAGAAAACAA